Messenger RNA from Syngnathus acus (greater pipefish), 3267 nucleotides. RefSeq names its product adenosine receptor A1-like. NCBI's taxonomy places the organism in Eukaryota, Metazoa, Chordata, Actinopteri, Syngnathiformes, Syngnathidae. Bases 579 to 1592 code for a protein of 337 amino acids. Gene Ontology annotation, cellular component: synapse; dendrite; membrane. The transcript is spliced from 3 exons. Gene Ontology annotation, biological process: G protein-coupled adenosine receptor signaling pathway. The record is from RefSeq and is a predicted model, not a curated record. Gene Ontology annotation, molecular function: G protein-coupled adenosine receptor activity.
CCCACACCAUGCUGCCCAAAAAUCAAAUAUUGAAUAAUAAUAGCAAUAAUCAAUCUUAACUUCCAGAAUAAAAGCAACAAAUAGAUAAAGCAUGCCUGGUCUCAAUGCAUCGUGACUUUUGAAAAAUUCCAGUUCAAGAAACGAGAUAAUAUCACAACAGCAUUACACGAUAAGAUGUAACAAUGACUCAGGUUUACGCAGAAACUGCGUGAGCCACUCUUAAAACGCUUGCAUUUGAGUGCGCUUUCUUUGCGGCCGGCGCAGAAUGCAAGAUUUCAACUCCUCUGUUGUGAAAGGAGCUUUUGUGACUCAUUCACUCUCCACCGGAGCUGCGGGAAGCACUCUCCCCUUCUCCUCGAACGCCUUCUCGCAGCAUGUGCGGAACAACUUUGGCGUGUGAUGAGCGGCUCCGCGUUCCGGAGAGAAGACCCUAGGGGAAUUCAAGCGGACACCCCAGAGGGACAAAGGAUUUGUUGGCUCUACUUGAGUGAGUCAGUCGGAGGUUUGUUCCGAGCGCAGGAGUGUUCGGGCCGCUCCGCUACGAGCGCGCACGCCCCCCCCAGACAGUCUUCCCGAAAAUGUCUUGGUCGUGGGCUGUCUACAUUGGCAUGGAGGUGCUCAUCGCCGUCUCGUCGGUCAUCGGCAACGUAAUGGUGGUGUGGGCCGUGCGUAUUAACCGCUCGCUCCGGGACACCACGUUUUGUUUCAUCGUCUCGCUGGCCUUGGCUGACAUUGCGGUCGGGGCUCUCGUCAUCCCCCUCGCCAUCACCAUGAGCAUCGGACUCGAGACUCACUUCUACAGCUGUCUGGUGAUCGCUUGCACCGUGCUGGUCCUCACUCAAAGUUCCAUCCUGGCCCUCCUGGCCAUCGCCAUCGACCGCUAUCUGAGGGUCAAAAUACCCAUGAGCUACAAACGAGUGGUGACCCCUCAGCGAGCCGGGUCGGCCGUGUUGUUGUGCUGGCUGGUGUCCAUCCUGGUGGGCCUCACGCCUAUGUUUGGGUGGAAUAACUUACAACAUCACAGUGACAACGGUUCCCUCGUCAGCACCGACCUGGUGGUGAAGUGCCAGUUUGAGACAGUCAUCAGCAUGGAUUACAUGGUCUACUUCAAUUUCUUCGGCUGGGUGCUGCCCCCCCUGGUCCUCAUGCUCGUCAUCUACGUGGAGAUUUUCUACAUGAUUCAUAAACAGCUUAAUAAGAAGGUGACGGUGAGCCACGCAGACCCCAGUCAUUACUUCGGCAGGGAGCUGAAGCUUGCCAAGUCCUUGGCUCUUGUUCUUUUGCUCUUCGCCGUUAGCUGGCUCCCCCUUCACAUCCACAACUGCAUCACACUCUUCUGCCCCAAAUGCUACAAACCAUCGAGCGUGAUUUUCAUCGCCAUCCUCCUGACCCACGGCAAUUCUGCCGUCAAUCCCAUCGUGUACGCUUUCCGCAUUAAGAAAUUCCGCUCGGCCUUUUGGAGAAUUUGGAAUCAGUACGUUCUUUGUCGGGAUCAAGUUGGUCAGCUUCCUCAAAGAGGUAGUCAGAGGAUACAGAAUACCGCGAGGAGGCUGAGGCACAACGAUGACGAUGAUGACGACGAUGAUGUGUGAACCGUAACGUGGGUGGAUCAAGGAUUACGAAAAUGACCUUUCUUAAAGGAUGUCAGACGGAUAAAAGCUAUGCUCAUUUGAGGAUAAACAGUCAAUAAAUCUGACUGACUCAGAUGGGAAUGUUUUUGUUUAUAGAUGGGAAUGUUUUUGUUUAUGUCUCAAGCAAGCACCACAAUUUGGUGAUGAUGUCAUAUGGGAUAAGGGUCUUACCGUCAAUGUGAAUAACUGCAAAGAUGUACCGCAUUUUAAACUCCUCUUCGUGACUGAAUAAUUUUUUUUUCAACAAUUGACAGGUCGAGCCAUAAUUGUGUGCUUGAGCGGCAGGAACAUAGCACUAAUUUAGCAAAAUUCGAACAGACGAGCAGAUGCUUGGGGGACAAUGAUGGAGGAAGGAUGUAUAAAUGAAUCCUCAGCGAUGCACUUUGGGCAAGCUGUGUUCAGGUUGAAUGAGCCAUCAGUCACGUAUGUGUGUCACAUGCUUUUAUAAGUGUGCAGGUUGCAAGCGUGACCACAUGGGAAACGGAUUUGUUUAUCUGCGACUUAAAAUAGCAUCCUUAUCGGCCAAGCCUGAAACUUCCAUGCCUCUCUUAAGCGUACUACAAUUGUGUAUCGAUUGUUGUGAGGAAUACUACAUCACCCUGAAAGAACUUCGAUUAUAGGAGACCUCUUUGAUUAUGCACUUAUCUCUUGUCACUAAACAGAUUUGACUCACCUCAACAAUUGCGAAUUUGUAAAAGUAUACUCAGCCUAAAAUGAUUCCAUUCCUGGAUUAAUUUGGAUUUAAAAUCAACAUGUGUUUUUUAUGAAUGGGUAUCCUCUGGCUAUAGAUGACAAGAUAUUGACAAAAGACUGUGAUAUAUUUUGAAAAUAAUGUACAUGCCUGACAAUUAGUGAGGAAAUACAAACUUUUGGACCAUAUUUAUAUAAUUCAUAAUCAGCAUUGAGUGCAUAAUUGAGUAUGAAUCUGAAUCAUUUCGUAAUGGAGAAUUCAAAACGUAAUAACAUCUAACAAUUGUGUGCCACUUGUGUCAUUUUCUGCUAUAGGAUACCCCGUAAAUUCCCUCAAAUCAACAUUUGGCUCAUUUUCUAGUUUAACUGUGUAUUAUUGUAUUUGAAUGUUACAAUUUAUUUGUGGAAACAGUGAGACAUAUUUAUAUCACUAUCAGCUAAUAAUAAUAACAACAAUAAUGCCUUUGUACAAACACUUUAGCCUUAUAAUACCGUAGUAGCAGUUGACUCAAUAAACAACCUUGGACACUGUAUGAGCAAAGACAUUUUUUGGAACGAUUACCUGAAAGUUACAUUCAUGGAUUGGAUACUGACGACAAAACAAUUAAUUGUUGUAUGUUUGGGAUGGCGAUGUGGAAAAAGGUAAUGAGGAUCGGAUUCGAGAGGAUUAUUUAGCAAUAUUGUAACAAAUUGAAUCCAGUGAUUCCCAAAAGUGGAAUAACUAUAUGCUACCUGAUGCGUUUCAAAGUGUUUGUACACAUGGCCUGACACGAGCAGUUAGUGUGCAAACAGCUUGAUUACUUAACACCCUAAGAAAAUGAAUUGCAUUUCUCGUCAAGAGAAGAACCAACAUACGUAUCAGAGUUCAAAAGGAAAAUUUACAUUUUUCCUUUGUGUGUGUUUCCUGUGUGUUUAUACGGAAUAAAAACUAUGACAACUAAACUCA